AGCAGAAUGAAGAAGCUUAUUCACAAAAUGUCUAAGCUUCCUUCUCUUGAGGCCACCAUAGCCAUCUUUCUUUCCUUCAUGGCUUCCUUCAUCGAUCAAUCUUCUUGUACUAGAACCCUAACUAAUAAUAUUCCAGCCCAAAACAUCAACCUCAGCCAUAGCCAUCUUCACAAGUUCACAUUCUUAAUCCCACACAUCCUCGACACUGCUCUUUCUCGGCCUUCAUCAACCAAUGAUUUUCCCUUCUCAGAACCUCUAGAAACUUCUCCAACUACUACGGAAAUCCCAGAAUCAGAAUCUCCACGGGACCAAAACCUAACUCUGGAUCUUUCAUCGUUGGGAUUCUUAUUUCCCACGAAAACCACGCUCCAAGACUUGCAACUGGGGAAAAUAACGUUGGUAGAACAGGAAUUACUGCGAGAGGUGGAUGAUGAUGGUUUAGACAAGUUUGGGAAAGCAGAAGGAGUGUACGUGGGUAGGUCCGAGGACGGGACUAGUUAUAUGAUGGCCUUGACUGUAAAUUUUGAAGAGGAAGAUGGGUUGAGACUUUAUGGAGAGCAGAGGAGUGAUGUUCUUGAGUCGCAUGUUGCUGUUAUUGGUGGUACUGGCAAGUACGAGGAUGCUAAUGGCUAUGCUUCUGUUAAAGUUGUGGAACGUGUAGGCUUUAGUAAACAAGAACAAGGACAAGUCACCAGUACUAAGUUUCUUUCCUUCCAUGUGUACCUUAUUUGAAGCAGCCUAUAGUCAAGCUUGUUUUCCUCUCGAGUACUGAGAUGUAUAAUCUUGUUUGCAGUAA
This is a messenger RNA of Prosopis cineraria, 796 nucleotides long. Its product is annotated as dirigent protein 24-like. The transcript has a single exon. The record is from RefSeq and is a predicted model, not a curated record. The coding region runs from base 7 to 732 and encodes 241 amino acids. Lineage: Eukaryota; Viridiplantae; Streptophyta; Magnoliopsida; Fabales; Fabaceae.